Manis javanica (Malayan pangolin) is the source of this 2842-nucleotide messenger RNA. It is a transcript of the gene ZNF526, whose product is annotated as zinc finger protein 526. The record is from RefSeq and is a predicted model, not a curated record. Gene Ontology annotation, biological process: regulation of gene expression. Gene Ontology annotation, cellular component: nucleus. NCBI's taxonomy places the organism in Eukaryota, Metazoa, Chordata, Mammalia, Pholidota, Manidae.
CGCACGCCUGGAGCGGAGGGUCUGUGUCAAGAGCGGCGGGGGCUGCAGCAGGCGAGAGAGACGGGACUUUGUGGUCAGCACUACUUUUUGCUCCAUUUCACAAAUGAGAAAACAGUUUCAGAGAGAGGAGAUGUGUGUGAGGUAUGUAUCAACUUCACAGUUGCAGGCUCAUUGAUGACUGAGUCACACACUGGAUGCAGGUUUGCUGACUGAUAGAGGCUGGUGAGUGGCGAGGCACUGUCUUCCCCACAAUGGCUGAGGUGGCUGAGGUAGCUGAAAUGCCAACACAGAUGUCUCCAGGGGCAAUGGAGAUGUCAAUGCCGAUGUUAGGGGAGAUGACAGAGAUGACACCAGGAGAGGCCCUUGCAUCAUCUCUCUUCUUCCAGCACCACCAAUUCAUGUGCUCCGAGUGUGGCAGCCUCUACAACACACUGGAGGAAGUUCUCUCACACCAGGAGCAGCAUGUGCCUGCUAUCACCGAGGAGGAGGCGCUGAUCACCCAAGACACUGGCCUGGAACAAGGGACUGAGGGUGGGCCUUUCCAGUGCAGUGAGUGCAGCCAGCUCAUCCUGUCCCCCAGCGAGCUCCUGGCCCACCAGGAUGCCCAUCUCCGGGAAUCUGCAAGCCAAAUCCAGUACCAGUGUGGGGACUGCCAAGAGCUGUUCCCCUCACCUGAGCUGUGGGUGGCCCAUCGCAAGGCCCAGCACCUUUCUGCUGCAGCAGCUGAACCACCAGCGCCACCGCCUUUGCCUCACCGCGCAGCACCACCUCCUCCCCCUGCUCCACCCGAAGUCAAGAUGGAGCCCUAUGAGUGUCCUGAGUGCUCCACACUCUGUGCCACCCCUGAGGAGUUCCUGGAGCAUCAAGGCACCCACUUUGACUCCCUAGAGAAAGAAGAGCGUAAUGGGCUGGAGGAGGAGGAGGAGGAAGAUGAUGAAGAGACAGAGGAGGAGGAGGACGCAGUGGCGGCAGAGGUUGGUGAUGAUACUGUGGGAAGUGACAAGUCCAUAGCUGGCUGGGCCCAGGGCUGUGGGGCUUGUCCUCAGCACUGGACCUCAACAGGGGUACGCCGGCGACACCGGCAGGCAUUGCAUGGCCCAGCAUCAGCGGCUCACCCAUUCCACUGCAGCCAGUGCCAGCGCAGCUUCAGCUCAGCAAACCGGCUGCUGGCUCACGGGCGGGCCCAUGUUGGUGGCACCCACGAGUGUACGACCUGCUCCAAGGUCUUCAAGAAAGCAGCCUCCCUGGAACAGCACCUGCGGCUGCACCGGGGCGAAGCCCGCUACCUCUGCGUGGACUGUGGCCGUGGCUUCGGCACAGAACUCACGUUGGUGGCGCACCGGCGGGCCCACACUGCCAACCCAUUGCAUCGCUGCCGCUGUGGCAAAACAUUCAGCAACAUGACCAAGUUCCUCUACCACCGGCGCACCCAUGCCGGCAAGAGCGGGGCACCGCCUGCCGCUACAGCGGCAGCAGCCUCCCCUGCACCGACCGAGCCCCCACCCCCACCGCCACCCCCUGCCCCGCCUGCCCAGCUGCCCUGCCCACAGUGCUCCAAGUCCUUUGCCUCGGCCUCCCGGCUCUCCCGGCACCGGCGCGCGGUCCAUGGGCCCCCUGAGCGGCGGCACCGCUGCGGCGUCUGCGGCAAGGGCUUCAAGAAGCUGGUCCACGUGCGCAACCACCUGCGGACACACACAGGGGAGAGGCCCUUCCAGUGCCACUCGUGUGGCAAGACUUUUGCUUCUCUGGCCAACCUCAGCCGCCACCAGCUGACCCACACGGGCGUGCGUCCCUACCAGUGCCUGGACUGUGGCAAGCGCUUCACGCAGAGCUCCAACCUGCAGCAGCACCGGAGGCUGCAUUUGCGGCCCGUCGCCUUUGCCCGUGCACCCCGUCUCCCCAUCACUGGUCUCUACAACAAGAGCCCUUACUACUGUGGGACAUGUGGCCGCUGGUUCCACGCCAUGGCGGGCCUGCGACUGCAUCAGCGGGUCCAUGCUCGAGCCCGGGCAAUGACACUGCAGCCACCCAGAUCGCCACCUCCUGCCCCACCUCCGCCCCCCGAGCCUCAGCAGACUAUCAUGUGCACGGAGCUUGGGGAGACCAUUGCCAUCAUCGAGACGUCCCAGCCACUGGCACUUGAGGACACGCUGCAGCUGUGCCAGGCUGCACUGGGGGCCAGUGAAGCAAGCGGGCUGUUGCAUUUGGACACAGCCUUCAUGUGACCCAUCUGGAGAGCAACAAUAAGAGAGUCUGCAUCAACAAGCUUGGGCACCUCUGGGGAGACAGGGGAACACCCCCUGGCAAGCCUCUGUGGCACCACUAGGUGCCAGGACCCACCCUGGACUCUUAACUACUGGUUCCUCAGAACAGCCCCACCAGGUUUCCUGUCACCUUUCUCUGCCUGAGGAGAAACUGAAGCCCUGAGAUACAGUAUGAUCUGUCCCAGGUCACCCUGUUGCAUUGCAAAGCAGGGUUUGCCAAGGUUCUUUGCUCUGCAUCACACUGGUGCCCGACAACAUCAGGUAAUCUUUCCUGAGCCCCGACCUUGUGCCAGGUCUGUGCUGGGCACUGUCACAUACUCCCUCAGGUCUCUGCUUGUCCCCCCACCCUAGCUUUCCCUGGACUCUGGGUACCCAGGACUUGGCUCUGCCUGGUGGAAGGAGACACUUGACUUCUCCAGCCUCCUAUAAUCUCACUUUUGACCAUGUGGAAUGAAAUCUGUGGGUACCUAGGUGUUCAGCUGCAGACUGAGUGAUGCUGGAGACCCAGGAGUGAAUCAGCCAUUGGCUCUGUGCCAGGAGGCCCACAGUGGGGUAGGAGGAAUACAUAAGUAUGGAUG